Messenger RNA from Oncorhynchus tshawytscha (Chinook salmon), 10213 nucleotides. Its product is annotated as supervillin. Gene Ontology annotation, cellular component: actin cytoskeleton; cytoplasm. Gene Ontology annotation, biological process: actin polymerization or depolymerization; barbed-end actin filament capping; actin filament severing. The transcript is spliced from 43 exons. NCBI's taxonomy places the organism in Eukaryota, Metazoa, Chordata, Actinopteri, Salmoniformes, Salmonidae. Gene Ontology annotation, molecular function: actin filament binding; phosphatidylinositol-4,5-bisphosphate binding. Bases 969 to 8924 code for a protein of 2651 amino acids. The record is from RefSeq and is a predicted model, not a curated record.
CACACAGUCCUCCUCAGCACAGUCGUGGAAGCGCGCAAGGCCGGCAUCUCUCUGCUUCUUGGUGUGAGACAGUCAGAGGCCUAAUGUUAGUUGUUAGAAUGGACAUUUUGAAAAUCCAGCAGGCAGGAACAGCGGACCGGUUGAUGGAUUGCUGGACUAGUUCAGAGUAGAAUCGAAGGAAGUUAGAAUUGAGAACUUUUGGAAUAGUUUUAAGAAGAACCACCUGUGGACUAUUGCUUAUUUUUUACUACCCCUGUUUAUUUUCUGUCUCUCCUCUCGUCCUCUUUCACUCCCUCCCUAACCCCAUUCCCUGCCCACCUCUCCUUACCCCUCUCACCCCUCUCGUCUUUUCUCUGCUGUGUCUACUUCUUGGACUGAUUUAUUUGGCACAGCUUUUUCCAGAGCGGUCUGGAAUGCACUGUUCUAUAUUUGUCGGCUGCUGAAGCUAUCUUCUCCAUCGUGGAUGAGGCUGAAUCCUGGUGCUCCUUUGGGAAGGUGUGGACCCUAACCCUAACCCUGUCACACCAGCACCACCUCCAGCCUCCUCACCACUGAUAAGACUACUGGCCUCCCAGGACUAAUAAGAAUAUUUUCCUUCCUUGGCUUCAAAACCCUGAAUUUUUUUUUUUUUCAGGACAGGUGGACUUCACUAUUGUGGUGUUGCGCCACAAUAUCAAUCACCUGCUGAGAGUUUGAAUGUAGUUGGAACCAAGGAAAAGCUUUGGAACUGAGGCUCCAGUCAAACUCUGCACUUCAACCCCAUUGCCAACAGAAACUCUAAGAUUUCAGAACAACUUUUCCUUCGGGGACAAGACCGAGCUGGUCAAGAGUGCCACUGAUAUCGAUGCCAAUCUUCUGUCAGUCCUACCCAAGGCAGGAAGGAAAGGAUAGCCAGGCGCCUGGAGGGUAUCGAGAGUGAGGCUCCUCUUGCCCUGAUACCUAGCUGUGCCGGUCUGGUGGCCAACCGCAUGCUGGAAGAGGACCCGCCACGAUACACCCGGGCCUCAGACCCCUGUGAGCCAAUCAUGGUGAGACGUUACAGCAGAGAGCAGGUGGAGGCCCCACAGAUGCCGGUGUCCUCCCCAGACAGACAGUCUAGGACCCGGGGCAGACCGGGGGACCAUCCUGGACCGGCCGCCCACCCCCAUGCAGAGCCUGUCCUAUCCCCUUCCGGUGGCCCAGUGGACCCAGCCAGCCUCAGUUCCAAGGCAGAGCGGAUCGCCCGCUACAAAGCAGAGCGCCGGCGCCAGCUCUCUGAGCGUUACGGCAUCCUCUUGGAUCAGGAGAUAGACAUGGACUACAGUCCUCGCUACUCGUGCUCACGUAGAGAGUCUGACGCCUUGGACAGAGUGGCCCCAGCAGUCACAGAGUGUAGGAGAGACAGAGAUAGAGAAAGACAGGAGGUGGAGGAAGGAGGAGGAGGGCGGGAGAGUUCCCGCAGAACUCCCUACAGCUCUGGAGUGGGCAGGAUCUACAUGCAGGCUCACCCUGCUGAGCCUUCUCCUGGCCACGCUCCUGCCCCAGGUCACGGUCCAGCCCCUGCAGGCCCUACCCAUACUCAAGCCCCUCUGCCAGCCCGGGAGAGGGCCGGCACCUUCUCAGAGCGGGAGAGGAUGAUGAACCUGGAGAACUACCGGCGGGCCCAGGAGAGGACAAUGCCAGGGGGCCUCAGAGGAGCCAGUAACAGGCCCCAUGAUCAUGCCCAGGCCCCCUCCAUCCAGCAGCUCAGCCCUCCUCUAUCCAGGGCCUCCUCCAGAGAAUCCUGCAGCGUGGCGGCCAUCCCCAGCUCCCCUCGUACGGCCCGCCGGGCCUCCCUGCCCUCCACACGCUACGGCAUCUCCCCCGGGGACCUGUUCAUCGAGCAGCAAGCUCAGGCCAUCCUCAGCAGACAGGGCCUGGCAGUGUUGUCUCAGAGCGACUGGUCUCUCCAGACAGACUCAGAAGAUGAUGCUGCUGGCACUCAGUCUGUCAUCAGUUGGCCUUCCAGAAUCAGAGUAAGAGAGAGAGUAUCGAAAGACGAGAGCGGCGUCCAAAGGGCCCCUGCAGAGCGGGGUCCAGCUCCAGAGCCCCCAGUGAAGAGACACCGAGAUCGUGCUCACACCACCACAGCUCACUACAUGCCCCAACGUGGCCACAGCUCUGACCCUGCCACCUACAAAAGGACUGGCCCCUCCUCUCAGCCCUCCCAACCUGCCUUCGCCCAUGUCCCAUACCCCCACGCCUCAGCACCACGCACACACACAUCAGGCCCCGCCAUGGGCCACCAGGGUACCCAUCAGGGGAGUCACCAGGGGGCCCACAUGGACCCUCAGCCUUACCUAGCCAUGCCGGCCCCUGUGGCCACCAAGCUCCCUGGAGCCCCUAUGGUGGAGGUGGAUACUCCAAGGAGGAGGGUGAGCACUGACCACAUCUACACGACCCAGAGGGAGACCCACAGGGAGGGUAGGCAGGCGCUGAGAGAGGAGGUUCACACCGAGGGGCUGCUGAAGAGCCGGAAGGCCGUGCUGCCAUCAGAGAUCCGCCGCAGGGAGAAGAGUGUGGACGACCCCCAGAGAGGGGAGCCCCACCUGGGGCCAGUCAGCCGCCAGGACGACUCCACCACCUUAACCGCCAUGGAGUAUGAGAGCUAUAGGUCUGGGGGGAGGAGAACGAGUCGGGCGGACUCGGAGGAGUGGGAGACUAGGCCCAGGGAGCAGCAGCAGCACUGGUCCAGCCACAGCCAGGACACAAAGGAGACAGGUCCAGUCAGUCGCAUGGAGACCUCCCACUCCCAGCCCAGCCAGCAGCAACAGGCUCCUGAGCCUCUCCAGCAGCAUCCGCACCCCCAGAGUCAGCAGGACCUCCAGGGUCAACACGGCCUGCAGGACCAGCAGCAGGGUGACUCGGCCGUCUACCUCCAGAGGGGUGCCUACCUCCCUCAGGCCAGACACAGGAGCAUGGAGCCAGCCGGGCAGGCUGGGCCCCCCAAGCUCAAGGUCCGCACGCGCUCCAUGUCCGACAUCGGCGUAAGUCAGCGCUCGGCUGCCUAUAGGAGCAUGGAGAGGGCAGCCGCCAGCAGAGAGGCUACCAUGGCAGCCCACCUGGCCAGGGAGGGAGGGGUGGCAGUGGGGGUACUGCCCAAUGGGGAGGUGGGGACCUUGGAUACCAGGGUCUCCGUGGCCCAGCUCCGACACUCAUAUCUGGAGAACGCCAACAGGAAGCCGGAGCUGGAGCCAACUAAAGUAGAGCUUACUGCCAUGGAAGUAGAUCCGGCUGCUGGGAGCGCUGAUCGGGAGCAUGGCACAGCGCGGAGGCCGCGGCGCUACAUCACCCCUGGAGACAUCCGCAAGUCCUCUGAGAGAUUUAGGACACAGCCCAUAACCACUGCAGAGCGGCUAGAGUCUGAUAGGUCUCGUCUGAGUCCAACCGAGCUACAGAACCCUGAAGCUGACGAAGAGAAGCUUGAUGAGAGAGCUAAGAUGAGUGUGGCUGCUAAGAGGUCACUAUUUAGGGAGCUGGAGAAGACCACAGAUAGCGUCCCCAAACCGCGGUCCCGUAACCCUGCCGUGGAGAGGCGCCUGAGACGAGUCCAGGACCGUGCGCGCACACAGCCUAUCACCAAUGAGGAAGUGGACAUCGCUCACACUGUCUCUGCUCUGUCCUCACAAUCGGUGACGGUCCACACCACAGUAGCACGUAUCCCCAGCCCCACUGUAGUCAGCACCACCAUGACCAGUUACAGCCUGCAGGAGGCAUCGCAGCACGGCUCUAUGGUGCGGAGCAUUGGAGAGCAGGACGGGGAGGAAGAAAGGGAGAGGGAGGCCCAGCCCAAAGGAGAUGGAGCAGGGCCUGGGCCUGACAAGAUAAUGAAGGACCUGGGUCCAGAUGAGCCCGACCUUUCAACUCUCAGCCUUGCAGAGAAGAUGGCCCUGUUCAACCAGCUGUCCAAGCAGCCCUCAAAGCCUGCUGCAGAGGGGGUCGGGGCCUCCAGGGGCGACACCCGUCAGCGCAGAGCCAACAGCCGCUUCCAGACCCAGCCUAUUACCCAGGGAGAGGUGGAUCAGGAGAUAGAUCCUAUGGUUACCUCUCUUCCUCCUCCUCCACCUCCUCCUCCGUUGACUAAGAGAGAACAACUGCAGAACGGAGGAGGAGGGGUCAAGCUGGAGCCGCUGUCUGCCUCUUUGGUCCGCUCCGUGGCAGCCGUCACCUCCCAGGUCUCGGUCGCCACGGUAACCACGGCGACUUCCAGCAGCAGCAACGUCCACCUUGGAAAAUCUACGGCCGUUCCCUACAACCCCCCCACCACCACCCAGGAAAGGGGAGGGGUGAGGUACUUCAGCCUGACCAAGGGAGGUGAGUCCUCCGGUUUCCCUGAACCAGAUCUGUUCUCCCCUGGCCCUCCCCUUUCAGAGCAGCAACCGCAGCAGCAGGCUCACAGUAGAAGAGUCGGAGAGAGAGGAGGAGACAGUGGCGGAGCUCCUGGAGCCAGUCGCUCCUCCACUGGCCACAGAGAGAGAGAGGAGGAGGAGGAUGUGUGGGAAGGAGGGGCCAGCAGAGAGGAGAGGGAGGUCUGUGCUAGUAGUGGUGCUGGAGGCAGCAGCAGUAAGGGAAGGCUCCACUCCCCCGACAGGGACAGCAGACAGCAGCACUAUCAGCCCCCAGCCCCAGAGCCCCAGCCGCGGCACACCAACAGUAGCCAGCAGGAGUCCAUCGAGCUUCCCUCUUUGAGGCACGGGAGGGGUGAGUUGCUGGUGGAGCCCAGGCAGCACAGAGACAGAGAUAAAUACGGCAGUAGCAGCAGCAUCACCCUGGAGAGGGAAGAGCACGGGAGCUACCUGGGAGAGACACACAGCUCAGAGAGACACACAGAGCUGCAGCACACAGCAGACAGAGAGAGCACACGGAGCAGCAGGAGCAGGGAACUCCUCUCAGACACCGAGCACACCAGUGUGUCAUUGAGAACUGUGACAACAGAGGCAGCGGCCAGGAGUGUCUCUCACACCUCCAGUAACCAGCGGAAACAGCAGCAGAUCCAGUCUUUCACCCAGUCUCCCCCACAAACUGAGCCCCAGCCAUACUCCAAAACUCACCAGCACUUCACCCAGGAACCUCCAGCCCAAUCCCAGCCCCAGGAAAGGGAGAGGAGCUUCACCCAGCCACUACCCAAGCCUUACUCUCAGCUAAUCCCUCACAGUCAACCCAGACCCCAGUCCUUAUCCCAGCCUCCUCCUCCCCAGACCGCCCCCCAGACUCUGCCCAAGCCCACGUCCUUCCCUCAGCCGCUGGUCAAGUCUCAGUCCCUGCCUCUGGACCACAGUGACCACAUCACAGGACACAGUGUCUCCGACCUCCUCUCCCCCAGCGAAACAGAACUCUCAGAGAUGUCCUCCAAACAGAUGUCCAUCAAAGAAAGGCUGGCCCUGUUGAAGAAGAGUGGUGAAGAGGACUGGAGGAACAGGAUCAAUAAGAAGCAGGAAGUGGUAAAGGUGGCUGUGACUGAGAGACACUCCACAGUACAAGGACAGGGAUGGGAGGCAGAGCAGACUUACAAGAAGAAGGAGGAAGGGAUGAUUAUUGAUGAGUUCGCUGCUGUCACUGUGUCUGACCAGCUGUGGGGGAAAAUACACUGUGAACCAGAUAAAAGUUUGACUGGGGAACGCCGGCUCAGUCUACUUCAGCCAUGGAAACAUCAUCAUGACUUCAGACUUGAUUUAUCCAAAAUAAUCUCUGAGCCUGUCUUUUCCUCCACAUAUUUUCCUCCAAUCUCCCUUGGCCAUAAGUGCCAAGUUAUUGACCUUCAUAGUCAGAGGAUGGGAGAGGAGAUGGAGAACCAGGCUCAGAUGUCCAUAGAGGAGAGGAAGCAGAUGAUCUCAACACGGGAGGAGUCCUGGGUGUCUAAAGGCAAGGGGGUGGCCAACGACUCCACCCAGUACACCGUGGCUGCACGCAUGGUCAAGAAAGGUCUGGCAGCCUCCUCAGCCAUCAGCCCCAUCCUGUCUCCUGUCUCCACCAAACUCAAGAGCAACGUGCCUGUCAUCAAACCGCAGGAGGAAAUUGAAGCCAGACAAGAGAUGAACUUGGAGUCGGAUAAAAAGCUCGAUAAAUUGGAGACAUUUUUGGGACGUCUGAACAGUAAAGUGGCAGGUCUUCAGGAGACCACUCUGACCGUGACAGAGAAGGCUGUGAAGGAGGUGAUGAGGAUGGACGAUGAGAUCUUCUCCAAGUUCUACCGUCACGUGGCUGACUUCCCACGCAUGCCCAGCAGGAUCGAGAUAGACGAGGACUUUGAUGCCAUCUUCGGCACUCAGGCACCCAAGUUGACCUCAGCCAUAGCGCAGCACAAACGAGCAGUGAGACCGUCUAGGAACGUCCAGUCGUCUAAGAACCCUCUGAAGAUGCUGGCGGCCAGGGAGGACAUCAGACACGAGUACACUGAGCAGAGACUCAACAUCGGCCUCAUAGAGAGCAAGAGGAUCAAGGAUGAGAAGAUGAAUAAGACUUCGGAGUACUCGGACGCGGCCCUAGCUGGACUGGCCAGUAAGGAGAACUUCAGCAAUGUGAGUCUGAGGAGCGUCAACAUCUCAGAGCAGAUGUCCAACAACAGCGCUGUGCCGUACAAGAACGUCAUGUUGAUGCAGGUCAAAGGCCGCCGUCACGUCCAGACCAGACUAGUGGAGCCCAGAGCCUCGACCCUGAACAGUGGCGACUGCUUCCUCCUGGUUACUCCUCAACACUGCUUUGUUUGGAUGGGAGAGUUUGCUAAUGUCAUCGAGAAAGCCAAAGCUUCUGAGCUGGCAUUGUUCAUCCAGACUAAGAAGGAUCUGGGCUGCAGAGCGAGCCAGAUCCAGACCAUCGAGGAGGGGGUCAACCCCCAGAGCACUGCGGCCACAGAGUUCUGGAAGAUCCUGAGAGGAGAGCAAACCUACCAGUCUGCCGGGCCACCGGAGGAGGAUGAGCUGUUUGAGAGUGCCAUAGUGGAGACAAACUGUAUCUUCCGUCUGCUGGAUGACAAGCUGGUUCCUGAUGACGACCAGUGGGGGAAGGUUCCUCACAGCACACUGCUGGAGUCCAAAGAGGUGUUGGUGUUUGACUUUGGCAGUGAGGUGUAUGUGUGGCACGGUAAGGAGGUGACUCUGGCCCAGAGGAAAGUAGCCUUCCAGCUGGCUAAACACCUGUGGAAUGGAACCUUUGACUACACCUGCUGUGACAUCAACCCUCUAGACCCUGGAGGAUGCAAUACACUCAUACCCAGGAAGGGCCAGGGGCGUCCUGACUGGGCCAUAUUCGGCAGGCUGACCGAGCACAAUGAGACUACCCUGUUCAAAGAGAAGUUCCUGGACUGGGCAGACACUAAGAAACCACAACCAAAGAACACCAAUGAGCAAGUCAGUGAGCAGAAGGAGACGCCGGGGCGGGAGUGCAGGCCGUAUGAUGCAGCAUUGAUGCUGCCUGUACUCCAGACAGCAGUCAGCACUGUGCUGGAUGGGAUGAACGUGGGCCGAGGCCACGGCUCUAUAGAAGGAGAGGACAGGAUGAGGACUCUAGAGAUCAGCACGGUGUCGGUGGAUGUCUGGCACAUCCUGGAGUUUGACUACAGCCGGCUACCCAAGCAGAGUAUAGGCCAGUUCCAUGAGGGGGACGCGUACGUUGUGAAGUGGAAGUACAUGGUAAGCGCAGCAGUUGGGAGGAGGCAGAACCCGGAGCUGAGGAGCGCGGGCCCUGGCAAAGAAAAGUGCUGCUACUUCUUCUGGCAGGGACGGAACUCCACCGUGAGCGAGAAAGGAACGUCGGCACUGAUGACAGUGGAGCUGGAUGAGGAGAGAGGGGCACAGGUCCAGGUACAGCAGGGGAAGGAGCUCCCUUGUUUCCUCCAGUGUUUCAACGGGGGGAUGAUCAUACACUGUGGGAAGAGAGAGGAGGAAGAGGAGAACACACAGACUGAGUGGCGUCUGUACUGCGUGCGAGGGGAUGUCCCUGUAGAGGGCCACCUCCUGGAGGUAGUGUGUCACUGCAGCAGCCUGCGCUCCAGGAGCUCCAUGAUCCUCCUGAAUGUCAACAAGGCCCUCAUUUACCUGUGGCACGGCUGCAAGGCCCAGCAACGCACUCGCCUAGUGGGCCUCACCACCGCACAGAGGGUCAAAGAACAAUGUCCGUUGGAGGCGGGGCUCCAUAGCAGCAGUAAGGUGACCAUCAUCGAGUGUGACGAGGGAUCAGAGCCCACUGGAUUCUGGGAUGCAGUCGGUAGGAAAGACAGGAAGGCCUACGACUGUAUGUUGCAAGAUCCGGGUAAAUUUAACUUCACCCCUCGGCUGUUCCAGCUGAGCAGUUCUUCAGGGGAGUUUGUAGCCACAGAGUUCUACCACCCCUCCAGAGUUCCAGACUUGGUCAGCUCUCUGCCCUUCCUUCAGGAGGACCUGUACCAAGCCUCCCAGCCUGCGUUGUUCCUGGUGGAUAACUUCCAUGAGGUGUACCUGUGGCAGGGCUGGUGGCCCCAGGACAGCGAGAGCCCCGGCUCCGCCAGGAUACGAUGGGACAUGGACAGGAAGUGCGCCAUGGAAACGGUGCUGCGGUACUGCAGAGAGAAGAAUGAGAAGAAGCCUCAGAAGUCGUACCUGAUCCAUGCUGGUCUGGAGCCUCUCACAUUUACCAACAUGUUUCCCAGCUGGGAGCACAGAGAGGACAUCGCAGAGAUCACUGAGAGGGAGGCGGAGGUGUGUAACCAGAUCAUCCUGGUGGAAGAUGUGCUGGCCAGGCUGUGCCAGAACACCUAUCCCUUGGCUGAGCUGCUGGCACGUCCCCUACCUGGGGGCGUCGACCCCCUCCGCCUGGAGAUCUACCUAUCAGACCAGGACUUUGAAAAAGCAUUGGACAUGAAGAGAGAGGAGUACGAAGGAUUACCAGGGUGGAAGCAAGUGAACUUAAAGAAAGCCAAAGGACUGUUUUAGUGUAAAGCUAAGCUGAUGAGGAGUGUGGAGAGAAAUUAAAUUCAGCAAGUCUUGGACGACAGUGGAAGUUGAUAAAAAUGAUGCUUUAUUGUUAUAACCAACGUGUUUUUGGCUCCUAGCCUUCAUCAGGUUGGUUGUGGAGAGAGAGAGGACACAGAGACUGUUGACAUGGAGGCCACCAAGCUGUCCCCCUCAGCACUUCCUUACCAGCGGUGUGACUGAACCCCAGUAGUGGCUGGUGGUACUUUAAAAUCAGUGGAUGGGCUCAUAAUUUCAAUUGAAUGGAAUCAUUGGAAAGGUAUCAAACUCAUGGUUUCCAAGUGUUUGUUACAAUUCCAGUCAUUAUUAUGAGAUAUCCACCCCUCACCCGUUUCCUCUGCUGAACACACUCUCAGGGACAGCUUCUUUGAGUGGGUCACAGGGGAGGGGGGAGGGGGUGGGCUGGGGUGGGGUGGAGGAUCUGCUGAGGUGUGCUAGCGUCAUGUAGCAUAUUGUUUUUACCUUUCAGUUAUGUAACUAUGUAGGAAAAUGAAAAUUCUGCUAAGCACAUUGUAUGCGAGUGGCUUUAUAUCAGGUACUGUACAACCCAGGACCUGCACUCACUCUCUCUUUCUCUCUCUGCUUCAAACUGUACUACAAGUCUCCACUUAUGACACCGCUCAUGCCAUAUGAAGUGACGAGGAAAUUCAGCAACUCUUCGAGGACAGUGGAAGUUGACAAAAAGGCUGGUUUAUUGUUGAAAUAAACCAACAGGUUUAAAUUGGUUGGUAGCCUUCAUCAGGGUUUAACAGAUAAAAUAACAAUGGAGGGCAGAGUUUCAUACCAUGGACAUACACACUGAUGUGGUCUCUGGGUGUGAUGUUUUAACUGUUGUGUGUGUGUGAAGUAUUUAGAAGAAUUUGUAUUUAUGUAAAAAAAAUACAAAAUCUGGUAGAAGGACAAUGUAUUCAACUUGAAAGUACUGUGUAAUAUCUGUCAGUAGGAGUGUGUUUUUGUUUCUUGUCAAAAGGUGUAAACAUGCCAAGUAUGUACCUUUUUUGUUUUGCGUUCUCAAAUAUGGUACCUGCCUGGGGCUGUCAUAAUGACAUCUAACCUUUACAGGUACCUGAGAAAUGACAAACAGUUGUAUUUUUAAAGGCAUGGAAUUCUUUGUGAAAAACACUUGAAUGUUGAAUGUAUAGUGCCUUGCUUUUGUGUACAGUUUAUAUACAGAAAUUCUAGUCUGCAUUUCGAAGACUUUCUUUGUGAUAAAAUAAAUAGUAAAUAAACAACAAAUCCCCCAAUCCAAA